AUGGGUCCACGGCCAGUAUCGGUAGAAGCUCUUCUCAGCAAUGGAUCCAGCACGGAAACAUCCAAACCUCGAUUUCUAGGCAAGCUGGAAAGAGCACGACUCGCAAAACUCAAGCUAGAGCAACAGGAAAAGAAGAAGCGAUUGGAGACAUUGGCAAAGAGACGGCCACUUGGGGACAAAAUCGACCACGAAGAGGAGCAAGAAACGAACCAAUCGCAGAACCAGAGGAAGAAGGCAAAAAAAGCGGCUCAUCGCUUCAAUUUUGACUGGAAAGAAGACGAAGACACCUCAGCCAACUACGAACCGUUGUUGGAGGUUUCCCAACCUGAAAACGAGCUUGAGCUUGAUCUUGUGCUGGAGAAGCACUGGUCAGCCAAAGAAUUAGAGGAAAUGACGGCUCGUGACUGGAGAAUCUUCCGUGAAGACUACAACAUCACCUCCAAGGGAGGCGAUAUCGACCAUCCGUUGCGGGACUGGAACGAGGCCAAAAUCCCUGCAAAACUCACCAAUACCAUCGUAAAAACGUUGGGCUACCAGUAUCCAACACCCAUCCAACGUGCGGCUAUCCCUGUGGCCCUCAACCACAGAGAUAUCGUGGGAAUCGCAGAGACAGGCUCGGGUAAAACGUUGGCUUUCUUGAUCCCGUUGUUAGCAUACAUUCUCUCAAUCGACCCGAACUACCUCGAGUACGAGCACCAGCAGGACAGCAACUACAACCAGCCGUUGGGAUUAAUUUUGGCACCUACAAGAGAAUUGGCACUCCAGAUCACCAAAGAGGCCCAGAAGUUCUGUGUCCAUUUGGGCCUCAACGUCGUCAGUAUCAUCGGAGGCCACCAGUACGAAGAGACAGUCCAUUCUGUCCAGAACGGUGUCCACAUUGUGGUAGGUACUCCUGGAAGAUUGGUGGACUCCAUCGAAAGAAACAUCAUCGGAUUGAAACGGUGCUAUUAUCUUAUUAUGGACGAGGCCGACAGAAUGAUCGAUAUGGGGUUCGAAAAGCCGCUCCAGUCCAUCAUGGAUGCAUUACCUAGUACUGAGCACUUGAACAGCACUAUAGACUCGAGAAUCUUCUACUUGAAGAAGAGAGUAACCCUCAUGUUCACAGCAACCAUCUCUCCUCCAAUCGAGAAGAUUACAAAGAGCUACCUCACAAAGCCAGGGUAUCUAUCUAUCGGCAGUGCGGGUGAAGCUGUCGACAACAUCGAGCAAGAAUUCGAGUACUUGGGAUCCUCUGAGGUGGACGACAGCGACGACAACCCCAGAUUCGAUAAGUUGGCCAAGCUUAUCAAAAAGCACGAUAGAGAUUUUGCCGGAAAUUAUUCAGUUAUUGUGUUUGCAAACUUCAAAAAGGUAUGUGACACGUUAGCUUACAAACUAGGUCUCCAAGGCUACAAGGACAGCGUGGUUUUGCAUGGUUCCAAAUCGCAAGAAGCCCGUGAGCAGUCUAUCGAAAGCUUCAGGACAAAAAAGGCUAGAAUAUUGAUCGCCACAGACGUUGCUGCUAGAGGUAUAGAUAUUCCCAACGUCACAUUGGUAGUGAACUUCCAGAUGCCCAACAAAUUCGACGAAUAUGUGCACAGAAUCGGAAGAACAGGUAGAGCUGGAAAUGCUGGUCUUAGUUACUCUUUUGUGGACGAUUCCAAUUCCGAUUUAUUGGUGGAUUUGAAGAAGUUUCUAGUCAGGGGUAGGAAGAAGUGUCCCGACUGGUUGGUGAAGCACUCGUCCACCCAGAACCAAGUCUUGAGGGACUAG
This is a messenger RNA of Suhomyces tanzawaensis NRRL Y-17324, 1752 nucleotides long. RefSeq names its product mRNA splicing protein. The transcript has a single exon. Gene Ontology annotation, molecular function: RNA binding; ATP binding. Gene Ontology annotation, cellular component: catalytic step 2 spliceosome. Lineage: Eukaryota; Fungi; Ascomycota; Pichiomycetes; Serinales; Debaryomycetaceae. Gene Ontology annotation, biological process: mRNA splicing, via spliceosome. The record is from RefSeq and is a predicted model, not a curated record. Bases 1 to 1752 code for a protein of 583 amino acids.